Molecule: messenger RNA, 1038 nt
Organism: Octodon degus (degu)
Lineage: Eukaryota; Metazoa; Chordata; Mammalia; Rodentia; Octodontidae
Product: BMP-binding endothelial regulator protein-like
Exons: 11
Coding region: 1-1038 (345 amino acids)
Molecular function (GO): protein binding
Source: RefSeq, a predicted model, not a curated record
AUGGUGAAGGUGUUGGACCUCUUCCCAAGAUUCAGACUGACCAAAAGGAAUAGGAGCUGCACCUAUGAGGGAAACACCUACAACAGCUCCUUCGAGUGGCAGAGCCCAGCCAAGCCCUGUGUCCUGCACCAGUGCCAGGGGGGAGAAAGGGAUGGCUUCCAUGCUCUGGAGGGCUGCUGUGGAGUGCAGGUGCUGUCUGCUGACCAAAGAGGACACUGCUGGGUGACUGGGGUGCAGCUGGUUGGGUGUGCAGUACCAAGAGGGAGACGAGUUUCGACCAGAAGGGAGCAAGUGUACCAAGUGUUCCUGCCACGUCAGAGGAAAGUGUUUGACCUUCCUUUGGGGAGCUGCCUCUUUUGCAGUCAUGUGUAUGAUGCUGGGUCUUCCUUUCUCCAUGACAACUGCACAACGUGUACCUGCAAGGACUCCACUGUGGUGUGUAAGAAGAAGUGCUCCCACCCUGGCAGCUGUGACAGGGACAGUGAGGCCUGUUGUGAGCAGUGCCUCCUGCGAGUGCCCCCAGAAGACAUCAGUGUGUGCAAGUUUGGCAACAAGAUUUUCCGGGAGGGUGAGGUGUGGUCCUCAGCCAACUGCACCAUCUGUGCCUGUGUGACCGGCAGGACGGAGUGUCGCAGGAAGCAGUGUGUGUCCAUCAGCAGCUGCCCGCAGGGUAAAAUCCUCAACAGAAAAGGAUGCUGCCCGAUUUGCACUGAAAAGCCUGGCAUCUGCACGGUGUUCGGAGACCCUCACUACAACACUUUUGACGGCCGGACCUUUAACUUUCAGGGCACGUGUCAGUACGUGUUGACCAGAGACUGCGCCUCCCCCACCUCGCCCUUCCAGGUGCUGGUGAAGAAUGAUGCCCGGAGGACACGCUCCUUCUCCUGGACCAAGUCGGUGCAGCUGGUCCUGGGCUCCAGCACCGUCAGCCUGGAGCAGCACCUGCAAGGAGAAGAGCAGCUGGCUAAAGUGGCCAUGGCCAUGCUGCUGGUGUCCAAGGAUGGAGCUGUGGUACAGCUGGGGACCAAAUAUUCAUGA